AUGAUCGCCGAUUCAUAUUUUAUAAAACUGUUCGUGCGUCUAUUCCAAGCCAACGACUUGCAGCAUCUGCUGUUGGUCUUCGUUAGCAUUUUAAGUGUAAUCAGUUUCAUACAGUGGCUGAUUAAUUUAUAUCGCGAAGUGCGCAAAUUGCCACCGGGUCCUUGGGGUUUUCCCGUCAUCGGCUAUUUAUUGUUCAUGGGCAAUGAGAAACAUACGCGUUUCAUGGAACUAGCUACAAAAUAUGGUUCACUCUUCUCGACACGUUUGGGUAGCCAAUUAACCGUAGUAAUGAGUGAUUACAAAAUGAUACGUGAAUGCUUUCGACGUGAAGAGUUUACUGGACGGCCCGACACGCCAUUUAUGCAGACAUUAAAUGGUUUUGGUAUUAUCAAUAGCACAGGAAAGUUAUGGAAAGAUCAGCGUCGUUUUCUUCAUGACAAAUUAAGGCAAUUCGGCAUGACCUAUAUGGGUAACGGCAAACAUAAUAUGGAAAAGCGGAUAAUGGCCGAAGUUGAAGACUACAUUAAUUACUUAAGAAUAGCCGACGGUCAACCAAUGGAUAUGGCACCAGCUAUAUCGGUAGCAGUCAGUAAUGUUAUUUGUAGUAUUAUGAUGUCGGUGCGUUUCUCCAUAAAUGAUCCUAAAUUUCGUCGUUUCAAUUAUCUAAUUGAGGAGGGUAUGCGUCUCUUCGGUGAGAUUCAUACCGUUGAUUAUAUACCGACCGUGCAAUAUCUACCCAGUAUAUUGACGGCAAAAAAUAAAAUUAUUAAAAAUCGUAAAGAAAUGCAAAAAUUCUAUCAAGAUGUUAUCGAUGAGCAUAAAAAAACAUUUGACUUAACAAAUAUACGGGAUUUAAUUGAUUUCUACUUGGCUGAAAUUGAAAAAGCAAAGACCGAAGGCAGAGACGACGAGUUGUUUGAUGGUAAAAAUCAAGAAGAACAAAUUGUUCAGGUUAUAAUUGAUUUAUUUUCGGCCGGUAUGGAAACCAUCAAGACAACUUUAUUAUGGAUAAAUGUUUUUAUGUUACGCAAUCCGGCAUCGAUGAGAAGAGUACAAGAUGAAUUAGAUCAAGUGGUAGGACGUCAUCGUCUACCGUCUAUUGAAGAUUUACCAUUUUUACCUAUUACCGAGUCCACUAUAUUAGAAUCAAUGAGAAGAUCUAGUAUAGUACCUUUAGCAACUACGCACUCACCAACAAGAGAUGUUGAGGUAAACGGUUAUAAAAUACCGGCUGGUUCGCAUGUUAUACCGCUCAUUAACAGUGUGCAUAUGGAUCCAAAUUUAUGGGCUACACCGGAAGAAUUCAAUCCAAAACGUUUCCUCGAUGCUGAAGGCAAAGUCCGCAAACCUGAAUAUUUUAUACCUUUCGGCGUGGGCAGACGCAUGUGCUUGGGUGAUGUCUUAGCGCGUAUGGAACUAUUCUUAUUCUUCUCUUCAUUUAUGCAUUCGUUUCACAUAACAUUGCCCGACGGUCAACCAUUACCUAGUUUGAAAGGUAAUGUCGGAGCUACCAUAACCCCAGAAUCGUUUAAGGUAUGCUUAACCCCAAGACCAUUGAUAGUAAACAUUGUGGAAACGCAUCAUAUGCGUAAUGUAGGUUCAAAUUAAAGGAAAGUAAGCCAGAAAGAGAAACGAAGAGAGAUCGAGAGAGAGAUAAAGGGAACGAUUUAUUAUCCAUAAAUUUUCAAAGUAAAUUAUUAAACUUUGAACGAUAAUAAUUGGAAACAAUUUAGGAAAAAACAACAAAAAAUAAAAUAAAGGUAAGCCUUGAGCACGGUUCCGUUCCUAAAUGACGUUUAAACAUUAUCUUGCUAACGUCAUAAACAGUAUAAUAAAAAAACAAAAACGAAAAGAGAAGAAACU
Molecule: messenger RNA, 1863 nt
Organism: Glossina fuscipes
Lineage: Eukaryota; Metazoa; Arthropoda; Insecta; Diptera; Glossinidae
Gene: Cyp18a1
Product: cytochrome P450 18a1
Exons: 5
Coding region: 1-1608 (535 amino acids)
Biological process (GO): xenobiotic metabolic process
Cellular component (GO): intracellular membrane-bounded organelle; cytoplasm
Molecular function (GO): heme binding; iron ion binding; oxidoreductase activity, acting on paired donors, with incorporation or reduction of molecular oxygen, reduced flavin or flavoprotein as one donor, and incorporation of one atom of oxygen
Source: RefSeq, a predicted model, not a curated record